AUGUCGCUGGAGGGAGACGAGUGGGUCGCAAACCGCAGGUUCUGCAUCCAGGCGCUCAGAGAUAUCGGCUUCGCGAAGCCCACCAUACAGAACGACAUUCUGGACGAGUGUCAUCGCCUCAUUGAGCGCAUAUCGGAAUCGGACGGGCGUCCGAUCGCCAUCGAAGAGCUGAUGCUGCCCAGCGUUUCCAACAACGCCGUCGCGCCCGUCUUUGGAGAGAGUUACCCCUUCGACCACCCGAAGCGCAAGUGGCUAGACGAGACGCUGCGGAACCUCGCUGUGGCCCUCAACACGACCCGCCGAAUGACGCCCUUGGGCUUCCUCAAGGGCCCAUUCCUGAACACGCUCGCGUUCCCCGGAAGACAGAACAUCGAGAAGCACUUUCGCGCUUUGGGAGACUUUACAAGAAAUGAGAUCAAUGCUCGGAAACAUUCCAUUAAUAAAUCACCGUCCAAGACGCUCAUCGACGCAUACCUGACGAAGAUGGAAGAACGGAAGAGUGAUCCGGAAUCUAAGUUCAGUGUGGAGAACCUGAUGAGCACCGCCAUCGGCUUCUUCCAGGCCGGAUCGGCGGGCGUCCCAAUGUACAUGCACUGGCACAUGAUCAAUUUCGCCCUGCGAGCCGACACGCUACAGGCGCAGGUGCAGGCCGAGAUCGAUCACGUGGUCGGUUCGCUCAGGCGCCCCACGUGGGAAGAUAGGCGCAAGAUGCCGCUCACCAUGGCCGUCGUGUGGGAGAUGCUGCGUUGGAAGGCCAUGACGCCGCUCAGCGCACCUAGGAGGGCCCAGGUGGAUUUCACCUGCGAUGGUUUCUUCUACCCUGCCGGAAUCACGGUGAUGGCAAAUUACUGGGCCGUUCACAACGAUCCCUGCGUGUGGCCUAAUCCGGAGAAAUUUGACCCGAGUCGCUUCAUGAACGACGACGGUUCAGCGACUUGCGAGCGGCCUAAGCGCCUUCUCUCAUUUUCGUUGGGAAAGCGCAAAUGUCCAGCGGAGACGCAAGCCAUCAUGGUGAUAUUCCUUUACAUCGCUUCCAUACUUCAACGCUUCCGAGUGCUUCCCGAAGAAGGAGUCACUAUUGACCUUGGCGAUGCAAACGAUCGCCUUCCCAGCAAGAAUAAGUACCGGCUCCGAUUCAUUCCCAGGAAAAAGUAACGCACCGCGACAGAAAAAAAAAAUAAGCCAGGUCUAUCCAUCUGGUGCUCCUGAAUGGUUGUGCAGCACCGUUCCACGUUGCCGGCAAAUUUCACACGCCCUUAUAAGCAGUCGCGUGCGUUUACUGAUAUUAAACAAGCUUGUGUGACUUA
Dermacentor andersoni is the source of this 1307-nucleotide messenger RNA. The record is from RefSeq and is a predicted model, not a curated record. NCBI's taxonomy places the organism in Eukaryota, Metazoa, Arthropoda, Arachnida, Ixodida, Ixodidae.